AUGAAGGAAACACCUGAAAGCCACACUAGGAAAGUCGUGCAAAUGCACACUCUGGCAGAAAAUUUUUGUCGACAAUUAGCAAAAAAAGUGUCGGAACUGAAGUGUGAAGAUGAAUUUGGACAGAUAGUGAUGUACCAAGAAAUUUAUUUGGGUAAAGUUAAUGAUUAGUUUAUAACCAUUGAAGAGUUUAUUCCAGGAUCAUUUGUUAAGUAUUUUAACAACACUGGGAUUCCUUGUGAAGAUAACGAGAAUAUCAAGAAUGGCAUGAAGGCAGAAUGUUUAGCACAUUUCUCAUUCGAAAAGUCCAACCGGAAGCUGAUGCUUGUAGAUAUCCGAGGUUGUGGAGUAAAGCUUUAUGAUCCUGAGAUUGCAUCAUCAGAAUUAGUUGAAGAUGGUGAGGUGUUGUUCUGUGCUGGGAAUCUGUCAAACACUGCUGUCGAUAACUUUGUAUUUCAUCAUGUUUGUAACAGGUUCUGCAAACUAGUGCAGCUCCCUGAUUUGAGGUUGAUUUCUUCUUAA
Molecule: messenger RNA, 519 nt
Organism: Paramuricea clavata
Lineage: Eukaryota; Metazoa; Cnidaria; Anthozoa; Malacalcyonacea; Plexauridae
Source: the annotation of a GenBank genome assembly